AUGACGCCGGCGCUGCGCUGGCUCCUCGUGGCCGCCGCGCAGGCCCGGCCCGUCUUCGAGGUGCCCAAGCACCGCAUCGACUGGAGUAGUGACAACGAUGCACAAAGCCAGUGCCGCGAGCCCGAGCGGCUGCCCAAAGCCAUAAGGCAGCAUUUGUACUUUUAUGCGAUGGUCUCGAGCGAGGACCCCGAGUUGCUACGGCACUUCCUGGACUUUUAUGCGGGGCGCGGUAUACGGCUCGCGGAGAAGGGCCGCGCGUUACUCCUGCUGCACCCGCCAUUAAACAUGAAUCGGACGACGCACCGCCUGACCAAAAAUAUCGUAGAUGGCGCCUUCGGCAGCGCCAUCCACAAAAACGUGCGCGAGGUCGCGGACUUUUCUUCAGAAAUAAAGAGGGAUUGUGCUAAUGAGUUCUUAAAAAAGUUGCCGAAGGACGCUUUACUCAUGUUCCCGGACUUGGAUGAAUUUUUUGACGCCCCCUCGAAAGACGUGGAGCGCAUCCUCAAAAAGUAUGGUGCCGUAUUGGGGCACAUGGUCGAUAGGGUGAGUGACGACUGGGCGCUCCGGAAGACGACCAAGACACCGCUGUGGCUCCAGUACCCGCGGCGCUGCGCCGCGACGGCCGAACGGUUCCACGGCGCCAAUACCAAAUGGAUGCUCGUGCCCCAAUCUAUUCGUUUUGCGACGGCGCAUCACAUCCAAUCAGAGAUACGAGUACCGCCCUCGCUGCCCUUCUCGCACUACCGCUUCACGGAGCGAAGCCUGACGCUACUGAAGAAAAAAAGGGACCUCUACCGCCAGCGGGGCAUCUCGAGAAAUAGGACGGAAGGCCGCGCGCACAUCUACGACGUCGUCCUCUCGCAUAUUGCUGAAGGAGCCCUCUCGACCACGUUUCGGCGGAAAGUUAGGUGCGGCACAACAUGUAA
Molecule: messenger RNA, 926 nt
Organism: Pelagomonas calceolata
Lineage: Eukaryota; Pelagophyceae; Pelagomonadales; Pelagomonadaceae
Source: the annotation of a GenBank genome assembly